Molecule: messenger RNA, 11080 nt
Organism: Pomacea canaliculata
Lineage: Eukaryota; Metazoa; Mollusca; Gastropoda; Architaenioglossa; Ampullariidae
Product: neuroglobin-like
Exons: 3
Coding region: 2790-3383 (197 amino acids)
Molecular function (GO): oxygen binding; heme binding
Source: RefSeq, a predicted model, not a curated record
AGGUGCCACGACGGAUUAACCCUGCCACGAGUAGGCCGGAUGGUGUGAAAGAAGCUAGUCCCGAAACCAGUGCGUCAUCGGGAACAGCUGUAAGUGUGCUCACGUCAGCAGGCUACACCUGAAUACGUCACCCACUCGCCGUUAAGUCUCUGAGCGCAUGUCCACAGAUAGCAAGGCGUUCAGAAAUCGGAUGUUGAAGACGGAAACGUCUCAGGCUGCUUCCGCCGGCAGAACUCAGCCAAGAAAGUGAGCGAGCUUCACGUCGCACCGUGACGAGAGAGACGUAGUGAAGGGUGCUCAGUGUCCUAACGUCACGCUCAGUAUAUCCAAUAAUACGCAAUAACCCUGACAUUUUGCCUGGUUGACCUCAGGAGAAGUCAACAGGAACGAUCCCAGCACAGCAUGGCGGUAACGAGAUAACACGUGGAUCAACAUUUAGUCUCUUCUGUCAGUCGAUCUCCCCCCAGGUGUGUAGCGGGACAUCCCGCGGCUUGGCAAAGAGACGGGUCCAUUCGGUCACGUGUCGUGCACCCGAUGCUGGUGUUCAGAGAGGAAGAAGAGUGAUUUCCUCUGGAGAAAUAAUUCAUGCCUCGCAGCUAUGUCCCUUUAAUCUCGACUCGUCGACGUGAAUCUGCGAGUGUGUCGGGUACAGUCGACGUCAACGUACCCUGGUCUUACUCGUCUUCUAACAGUCAGUAUCGCCUGUCUUGGUUUUAACGCCGAUCACGGGAAAGUCACUAAAUUAAGAAAUUACAAAGUGUGUUGAUUGUUCACAUGAGGUGACUAGUAUUUCUAGUAUUGCCAAGAUGUACAUGAUGAGAAAAACAUCCACUGAUGAGUUGUUCACGGAACAAGACCCAAGGUGACAGCGCAGGUCCCAACGACUGAUACCUCACGAAGUAAAGUUUACGACAAGAAAAAAUAAAGUCUCUCAUUCAGCUUAUCUUCUCUGUGUGUAUCCUCGGAAAAUCCCUCCAUUAAAUCUGAACAGCACAUGUGACUCUACCUCUCGGUACGAAAUUCAACCUACAGGCACAGGUGGAUGACCUUUGCUCUUCAGGAUGUAAACAAAGACUAGUUUUCGUCAGCUGGCAUCAGGAUCUCGUGAAAGAAGAGAUAUUUAUCCUGGCGCUACGUGAAAAUCACGUAAUUACACGUCACAACUCUGCAUGUAGAUGUGACGUUUGUGUUUCAUGUAUUCAAAUCACCGACAUUUGAGAUAAAAACCAAGCUACCAGUCAGUCACGCAAACAAACAAUCAAACCAACGACCCAGUGCAACUAGGUAAGAGGGUUAAAGGAAGUGUUCAGGAGUUGUUGUUUUUUUUUCUCUCGAGCAAACAGAAAACAAAGCAAAGUGGUUUUGUGUUGAGGUGUUAGCUGUAGAACCUACACGUGCUGAAAGGCAUCGACAGCGCGCGUGUUCUCUGUGAUUUAUCGAUCACGGCAUCAUCGAUCUGUGUUAGCAACAUCCUCCGACGACCUCCAGCACUCGGCGUGUCCAGCGCCCCGGAUGUUGGUACAGCGGCAACAGGAGUAACCACGUUUACACACUUACGUCAGUGAGCGUGCUCGCGCUCGCACACACACACACACACACACAGACACAGACACAGACACACUCUCAAAGAAAAAGAGAAAAGAAUCCAUCAACAUAACACCGGUCCUUUUGGUGCUAGAAGAUUAAUUCUACUCAGUUGUAAGAUAGAUAAAUCCAGUUAACUCAACACUCACAGUGCCGGACCUUCUACUGUCUGAACGCUCACCAAGGAAGUUGGUUCAAAAUAAUUAAAAAAAAGGUCUCAGGGAAAUUCUGUCACGUGACUGGAUGUGGGAAAAAGGAAAGUAUUAGUUACGGCUGGAGCGGUUUCAUGUCAUUAACAACGCAAAAGUUUAUUUUUGACUGAGAAUUUCUUCAACGAUUUGUCAUUUUGAUGCUGGAGUGGAUGCAAGGGAGGUCACGCAGCUGAUCACGACACGGCAUUUGUUGUUCUUUUCUCGCAGAAAAUGGCGGGGUUAUAGGUCAAGGUAAAACGACGUCAAAAAAGAAAGUGACUAAGAAUAGCAUCCUUGGGUGUGACGUCACAGGAAAUUUUGCGACAUUUUUUUGCGCUGAGCUCACACAAAGAGUCUCUGAGCAGACGACAUCGAUAGACAGGAAAUUCUGAUGUGUUGAUCGCUGACUUACUCGGGAAAAUGUGUGCGGAUGCAGACGACUUCCUUCUGUGAAUAACGAACAGCGUGCAUGUUAUCUACGACUGUCCUUUGGUUGUGAAAUACCAGUUGGGUGUCAGCGAGAACAGAGAGCUUCUCCAUUUUGACAUCGUCUGCCAGUUCCACAAGGAUCUCAUUUCUUUGAAGGCACCGAUGGGGACGGUGAGGAUCUGAAAGGGUCAGAAACCUUUCAACGAGCCGCUGGUUACGGUUGUUUGAACAAGCCAUAAUCAAUGUCUUCAGGUUCUGCAUACUACACGAAAGGUUAGCGGGAUUGAAACUAAUAAAAGGGUUUUUGAUGACAGACUAGACUUCACUUCGGCCGACAUUGAAAGACAAGAGCUUGACGUCCACAGUGUCAGGUACUGAACAAAGCAGGAUGUACUCAUUUUUCAACCCAAACACUCAAAAAGUGCGAUUCUUGAUACUUUCAGAGAUUCAGCGGUCGCCUAAUCAAAGCUGAAGGACUGUCCAGACAUGAAGGCUUUCUAACAUCUAUCAGAGCUUGUAGGUGUGGUGUCAUUUCAACGUUCAGGUUCAUUUCUUCUUUGCCUGAGGAGGAUUAUUUUAUUGAGGAUGGGAUGCAUAAAAAGUCAGCCGGAAAAGAGCCUGGAGGAGAAGCCUGUCAACGGGUCAUCUGAAAAGGUCAACAUCGGCAACGUGGUUCCGGACAAACGCUGCCCGCUGACCGUCCGUCAGAUCUUCAGCCUCAAGCAGUCUUGGCGCGCCAUCAAACGUAACAUCUCGUCCACUGGAGUGGAGAUGUUCAUCAGACUCUUCAAGUCCAACGCCAGCCUGCAGACGAUGUUCCACGGCUUCAAACACCUGCACAGCGACGACGAGCUGAGGUCCAACGAGGCGCUGGAGCACCAUGCCACGCUGGUCAUGACGACGCUGGACGACGCCAUCACGCACAUCGACAACUUCGACUACGUGUCGGAGGUGCUGCGGAAAACGGGAGCAUCGCACGUGCGGUUCGCAGGGUUCACGCCGGAGAAUUUCUGGAACAUGAAGGAGCCAUUCCUGGAGGCUGUGAAAAUCACUCUUGGGGACCGGUACACGGAUAACAUGGAGGCCAUCUACAGGACAACCAUCACCUUCAUUUUGCAGACCAUGAGCGAUGGCAUACAGGACGAACUUAACCUCCUGAAGCUAGGUACCCAAGUCUAGCACACACACAGAAACUGCGACUGUGUUCGUUAGCGUGUGUGUGUGCGCGUGUGCCCUGCUGACCUUUGUGAAGGUCCACUCUGGGAGUUCAACGUCAGAUGGCUGUUCAAGGGUACGACCAACUUUCAAGACUUUACUCCUCCUGUCCAGCAAAAGGCCUCCUACGGUCGUCUGCGGGCUGACAGCACGAAGGAGCGGGGAUGUGUUGCCAUCGCUCCAUGGUGAAGUGAAUCAAUGUGAAAGGCAAGGAGAGCGAUGUUGACACAGCGAAGCGGUUUGGAUACAUUGAUUACACUAGCACACUCCCUGUGCCGCUACAGAAACGUCUGCUUUGCGUCAACAAACCACCUUUGUUUUUCUUCCAAUAGGCUCUACACUGCAGAAAGCAAGCAACAGAGAGAGACCGACCCCAAACAUGUAGAUGUCGGCCACAGUUGUUGCCCUUUUUUUCUGCCGAGUUUGAUGACGUGGCAUUCUUCGCCCACGGUGUCUUCUUGAGAAUCGGAGUGGUGGAUGCAGUUCGACAGCAUCGCGGAAUAUAGACAUCGAUGAGAAUUGUACAUCAAACGAGAACUCUUUUUACCAAGGCCUUUAAGGGCAAAAAGAAUGUUAGUGCGUCAAAUGUGAAAACAAUUUCACCAUUUUUUUCUUUUCUUAGACUGUUGCUCUAAACUAUCGUGGUGUGAAUUCUCACUCACUGGAGUGUAUGUACAUCUUGUCUGAAGCUUUGCUGGCAACCGCUUCAGACAUACAAGGAACUGUUGCUUUUAAAAAAUAUUGAAAUACCGCCAUAUGUAGCAAACCCAAUUCUUCCCCCACCACCUCCAAAAAAGUGUGUGUGGAGAGAGAGAAAGAGAGAUAACAAUCGACUUUGUCAAACAGAGCAGAUGGAACGCAGGUAAAUCAGCUGCGGGCAUCGAAUUCAUUAGAGCUGAUUGUUUAUACUCAAUGAGAAUUUUAUCUCGAUUUUAUUUCGUGCACCAUUUCUCUCUCUCCACACACACAAGAGAGAGACUACUUAAAGGUGAGAAAGAAAAGAAUUCGUUCACUUGUUCCAUUGUGACUAGGUAACCAUACUUGAGUUGUACAAGGCGAAGGUUAUUGACACUGUUUUAUUAAUGGUUUCAUUAACGGUUUCGCCCUUCAUGAAGUAUUGAAUACAAUCUACCGCACGAUGACGCUGCUAUCUACGGUCCCAUGCAAGAAUCGAACCAGCGGGGUAAGACAGUGAACUUGAAAGUUUAAUGAAUCAACGAGAUCAAAGGGGAGAUAAUCUUUGUGCUACAAGACCACGUGCCACAGUGAUGGAGGCGCCAUCUUGGAACACAGGGGCCGCUACUCGCACAUCUCUGUUCUUAUUACUUGCUGCUGACACACAGAUGGACGAGAGCGGACUGAUUAUGUGAGGAGGGACCUCGGCGCUGCUGUUGCCGUGCACGCUGAUGACGUGUACAUACGAAAGCAAUAACUGGCAGAGAGCGACUAGUACAGGGGAGACUAUUGCAAGUGGAUAUUAUUAUCUGCUCUUGUCCAGCUGGAAUGGGCAACGCGUGAGGCUGGUCACAUGGGUGUAGGUGAAUGCUACUUCCGGGCAAUUUUAUCUUAGAGUGUAGAAGGUACGUUAAACAACGUUAUUCAAGGGUUUUUUUCAUAUAGAUGUAGUGGCUGAUGCUUUUAAUUAACAUUAUGAACUGUCAUUUUUUGAAAGGAAAAUACACGAGGGUCGGUAAUUGUGAAAGGACAAGUUCACCCACAAGACAAGAGUAUCUUAAUUUUGCUUCUGCCUUUGAAGCAGUACACCGAUCCAGUAAUUUGGAUCAAACGUAAUCAAACGCGUUCAAUUAUCUUCAAAAACAACCAGUCGCACUCAACCUUGGAAUUAAUUAUCACUGUGAAAGUGUUAUUUUCAUCUGUUUUCUUCCUUCGUUCUGCUGAGCCUGGGUAGUAUUUCAGAGUAAACUUUUCUUGAGCUGAUGCAAUAAUUCUGCAUUACCUUCUAGUGUAAUAAUGUAGCUUUAGUUGGUUUUUUUUACUGAACUUGUGUCAUAAUUUAGUGAUAUCAUGUUCAGCUCUUAUAAGGCUAUUUAAACGAAUAGAAUUUAUGCUUUAAUUAAUUGUGACUUCACCGCUUGUCACUUAUCCUCUAAUAGCAAGAUUCAGUAAUUAGUAAUAAAUUUUGCUACCUUGGUGUACAGGGCAUUGAUGUUAUCUACGAUGAGAACUAAGGCUAACACUUCUUGUCUGGCGGCACAGUCUCCGUAAAUGUGGACAAGUAGUUUCCCCUUACAAAGUGGCGCUGUGCACCUUUAGUUGAGCGCGAGGUGUCGCUGCUAUCGUCAUUUAAAUGAGGAUGAAGAAGACGGAGCCAUGCUUUUGUAGGGAUGCUAUUUGUGGGCGAUGCGGACUUUGAAACAGCAUUCAUGUAAACACCAAUGUUUACACCAAGGGUAAACACCAAGGGCUUGAACAUUUAUUUUCUGAUCAUGAAGCAAAGUGUCAGAGAUCCUAAAGAACUCUCUAUAAUCAGUAGUUGUGUCCAAAAAUGCUGCAGUAACAUUUACGAAACGUUUUACAUUUGUAAUUGUGGUAACUAUAUCUAAGACUAACAUUCAGGAUUAUCACAAAGAUGUGUUACUAAGAUCAUGUGGCUACCAGAAGAAGAAGCACUAAAAGUCCGAAGUAUAUUUGUUACUUAGAUGUAAACAAAAUAUUUUCAUCAACCACGACUGGAAAAUGAGCAUUGUAACCCUUGAAGACUAUGCCCAGCAGUGAAUGGAAUUUUCUUGUAACCAUAACCACUAAAGAACUUGUGGACAAGUAGCUUUACAUACACAACCUGCACGUCAGAAGAAACUGUUGUUUCUAGACAGCUGGACUGCAGGUACCCCAUCUCCUUCACUUUCACUCUUUUAGAACAUUUUUGCUGUCAUUUACAAUCGCAUUUCAGUUUUAAAGUAUUCAUGCUAAUGCAUUGGAAUCUUGCUAAGAGAACAGUUUUCAUGCUCUUAGUCUGGCUGAUGUGAUCGCAUUAAAGAAUUCGUUACUACGAUGUUGCUGUUCAGGUAACAAGCCGACCGCUGUAUUGCCUUCAUGUGUCAUUGCUGCAUUGGAGAGAAGGAUAUAUAUAUAUACAUACGAAUACGUGCAUGAAUACUGUAAUAAGGUUUGGAAUGACCCAGAGCGUAUUAUGUGUCAUGUCACAUUCGUGAAGUAUGCAUAAUUUUCUUAAGUGCCCACGUAAAGUAUAUGCCUUAGUUUUGAGAUGUAUGAGAGAUGUGAGUGAGAAGAUUGAAGACAUGUAAUGUCAAGAGAGCAGCUAUAUGCUUGAGUUUACAUGUAGAUUUUGUGAAUAUUUCCUCAUAACUACUGCCUUUCAUUGUACAUCAUUUACCUCUUGCUAUAAAGGGCAGAUUUACUAGGAGAAAUGUUUCUUUUGAUGAAUGUUUAUUUGUAUAAACGUGGCGAGACUUGCUUUUGAGGACUUCCCGAACAAUGAUUUCUGUAUACAACAGUUCGUCAGCAUCUAAUGAUACACGAAAGUGCGCGUGUGUGGGAGGAUCUCUAAUGGUCAUAGACCGCGCGGAGGGACAGGGCUGUGAGAAAGGAUGAUUAAUGGCUUUCUCGACCAAAAGCUUUUAGCAUUUCUAAUAAUUUGCUUAAAAAUUUGCUAAGUAGUACUUUGAGCUUCUCCAAGUGUACUAACUUCAUUCCUCUGUGUGCAUGCGUGUGCGUGCUUGCGUACGUGAGACAAGGAUUUUAACGACUUUGAAGUUUUCACCUUUUAUUUUCGUUCACCUUGGCUUUUCUACCCACGCAUUUCUACAGCCAGCAAUCAUGGUGGGGUGGGGAUCAGAGACGUUACGUUGUAGGAAGGAAUGCAUCAGAAGAUGUUUUGGUUUCACGUCCUCGUCUUCUAAAAAAUAUAUCCUCCGUUUACUACUGGUUUCUAAAGCUAGAUAAUCUCCUAGCCAGUGCUGUAUGUUAGUUUUUCUACUUUUAGGUCGCUGAGAUCCUUGGGAUGGGGCGGUUCGGUGGCGCAACCGUUAGCGUCUGUUAUCUGUUCAGAAAGGAUUGGCUGUCCUGGGUUCAGAUCUCGUCUUGGCCACACCGUUCUUUCUCUGCACGUGGCACCUUUUUUACAGGGCUAUAUACACCAAUCCCCCCCCCCUUUGAGAUAAUAAUAAUAAUAAUAAUAAUAAUAAUAAUAAUAUCCCAGACAAGAAUAUUUUGCUACCAAAAAAAAAAAAAAUUACGUGUUCUCUUACUGAGCUUUCUUUCUCGUUUACAAAGGGAAAAACCUUCCCAGACUUCUCUCUGAUUUUUGGAAUCGUCUGCUCGUCCUUAAUGAGCUUUUAUUUGUGCUGCACUCCAGUGUUCACGCCACCUGGGUAAAAGUGUGCAAGUCAACUGACGAUCGCUGAUGUCAGCCCUCAGCCCGUCAGUUCCAACACUCGGACCUGUAAUGAUCGUCGGGAGGAGGGAGGCUGAGAGGCUGGAGGGAUGCUAAAGUUUUGCCAGAGUUUUGUAAGCUGCACAUGGGCGUGCACGUGCGGUCAGCCCAGUCUUUCAUGUUCACCAGGUCAGACACAAGGGAGGUGACCGUGCUCUUGACGUAGUUAUCGGUCUUGUCCGACAGCAGUCCUAUUGUGCUUAUGCCGCCUAUAAAGUUAUUCCCCCUUUUUCUAGCAACCUGUGCACGGUUAUGCUCCUCCGAUAGGGCAAACAGAACUCUUGCAACGUUAGACAAGUUGCGAUGAACACCAGGGUUGAGUUUUGUGUGUUUUUCAAAUAUUUUUGUGUAAAGCAUAGUUCUUCCCGUGUCAAGGAGUGGUUAUGAGUGAACCUCGGCUUGCUUUACCUUUCUCAUUUGUUUUCCUUAGUUUUUUUUAGCGUGUUGUUUCCAUGUCUGAUUUAACCUAGUCAGCAAUGUAAUUUUACGAACCAGUCGUUACAAAUGUUAGAUUAUCUUGUCUAUAAUUUCUCCCAUCCUAUUGACUCUGGUCUUUUUCAGUCAUUCACCCUUACACACACACACAGGUACAUAUUGGAUUCUGAGGACUGAAGUUAAACUAUAUGACAGCAGGAGCAAGCUAUUUCCGAACAUAUAUCCAAUGUUAAGGUAUAAGUAUUGAUAUUGCACCAUCCCACACCGUACUGACUGAACGCACCAUAAACAGUCCCUGAGUGACAUCGGUGUCUCUCUGUACCACCACCUUCUACAUGGCGUACUUCCACAUUCCCUAGCGAGCAAACUCUUGUAUUGAUCUACAUAUUUCUACGCCAACCAUCUGUCUUGCAUUGUUUGCCCCCAGAACACACGGAGUCUGCCUGGCAAAGCUCUCGUUUUUGCUUGCGAAGCAGCAGCAGCAGCAAAAGAAGUCAUUCAAGGUUAAAUUUUCUGUUCUGUCACGAGUAUCACGAGGUCUCUCGUUGCUUAGCAACGAGGCCGUCUGCGCCGAGCACCGUGUUUGCUGACUGCAAGUGUUGUUGAAGUUUGCCUUUUAAGCAAUAUCGCUAUGGAAGAGACCUCUUAUGCACGUGGUUGAAAAAAACGAAAAUUUUAAAUGUUAAAAAUAGUCACGAAUACACCGUUUGACAUACAGAGCUUUCAGUCUGUCACACCAAAGAUUCGGUAGCAGCAAGUUAUAUCCUGACCAUUUAGUUAGGCCAACUGGCUGAAGGAUGCUUUUUGCGAGAUUUUGUCUUUAAGUUUGUUUUUGGGGGUUUGUUUUUGUUUUGUUCUGGUGAAUGGGCUGUGAUAAAAAUAGUUUGAUUUUUUUUCGCUUUUGCUGUAUUUUAGUACAUAGUAGACUUGAUGAUACGCAAACAUAAGCAAGUUGUAAUCGGUUUUCUGGUGAUGAUAAUAAAUAUUACCAACACACUACAGCGCAAACAUUUUACCAUAUAGUAAUAGAAAAGUACGCGGUGCUCUCUAUGGUCAUGACCUGGUGUAAAGUGACCUCAAUCCUUAAAGUUUUCAAACACACACACUAAAACAUUUUUUUUUAAAUUUUUUUUUAAACAGUGAAGUUUAGAAUACGACAGGUGAUAGCUGAGGCAAUUGAUUGAUAGCAUGUGUCCUCUUAUGCUUAGUACAUACAUUUGUACAACACGUAGAUUACUUCUGUACUUUCAACUUACCUGUAAAUUGGAUCUUCCUGAACCUGGACAGGACUUAAGAAGAUGGACAUGAUGUUGAAAUAAGUAUACAGCAUUCUUCUGUGUCAAUCACCCUAAGUUGAGAACGAAACAAUAUUCAUGAGAUCACCAGUUUGCAAAGUUAGGCUGUCAAUUUUUUUUUUUUGGUCUUUAGACUGUUCUUAACUAGACAAAGGAUUUGUUUGUUUGUUUGUGUUUAAUGCCGUGCCAGCAACUGGAGCUAGACAAAGGAACAUUUACCCUAGUUUGGCAAAUUUUAUGCACGAUGGCUUUAUAAAAACUUCACUUAACUCGGUUCAAUAUUCGUCGAUAUUUUGCCGGUGAAAACACAGCAUUUAGGUCUUGAGUGCUUAGAUUGAAAGAACUACUGCAUGCCAGCUCCCAUCAAUUGACUGACAGGUGCUUAACGUCUUUGUUCCAGCCAGCUGCUUAUAUACGCACAAUUUCUCGCAGAAAACUACGACAUUUGACAGGUUUAUGGUUUUAAAUGGUAACAACAAUGAUGCCUAAACACUGCUAAUAGAGAGUAGAAGACUUUCUGAAACAUUUUUACAAGAGAGUUGAUGUAUUCAGUUUGUGUUAUGUUAUAUGCAUUAUAUUUAAAGGUUUGUGUGUUUGUUUGUUUUUUCUCUUCGGCACAAAUUUGACUUUCUGAGGCUGCAGCGGAGUGCCCAUUCAACCAAUGUGAAGGCUAGUUUUGAAUCCAGACGGAAGUUACGUCAAGAAACAUGCGCAGUACCUUUCUGCGCUUUUGAAAAAAAAAAAUCAAUGGCGUAGAACUAGGUUUGGGGUAAGGGUAUGGUGUGAGGGCAUCAACUCAACUGGCGAAACAGACGACUUGGCGUCACACCAUAUCGAUAUCUUCGCACCCGGCUUCGCCAUUUGUGGCCAGCGCCACGUAGAUUGAUUGGACGUUGAACUGCUGACCCCAUCAAGUCAAAUUUGUUCUUUUUUUUGUUUUGUUUUCAAAUGUGUCAACAGUGAUUGUCUGAUAAGGUCAGACAGACUAUUAUAGUGCUCUCAAGGGUCAGGGCAGCUCAGGGUGGGGACAGCUGCAUACGAGGCAGACGGGCAUUGCAUUUCACGCUUGUGGCACGAGUGAAAUCACGGCAUUAGUUUUAAAAAACUGCACAAAGUCUACGUCUGGGGGUAGUAGUUCCACGUGCCAUUACCGCUUGGUGACCAGGGUCCGAUUGUGGGUCACGAUGGUUUAUUAAAUAUUUGAUAUUUGCUGUACAAGUCUAGCAGAUGCUGCCUUUCGUUACAUUGUUCUGUAUCUUUUAUUUCAUGUAGGACUGUAUGAUCUUGCAAUCGCAACAGCUAAGUCAUUAUGUCCGUGCAGAAGCGAGAGAGAGAUUGUGUCUGUGUAUAAAUGUGUUGGUAUGUGUACAAACUGGUAAUACAUCAUCAUAUGAGCCUGUAUACAUGUACUCAUGCAUGACACAGACGUAUUUUUUUGUGUGUGUAACGACUGCCGCACCAUUUACCUGUAAAGUCCUGUCUGACGAACCAGGCAAGUAAAGGAAGUCACUACAUUU